Molecule: messenger RNA, 3000 nt
Organism: Pomacea canaliculata
Lineage: Eukaryota; Metazoa; Mollusca; Gastropoda; Architaenioglossa; Ampullariidae
Product: mediator of RNA polymerase II transcription subunit 25-like
Exons: 22
Coding region: 135-2855 (906 amino acids)
Biological process (GO): positive regulation of transcription by RNA polymerase II
Cellular component (GO): mediator complex; transcription regulator complex
Source: RefSeq, a predicted model, not a curated record
UUUAGACGAAGGAGAAGACAACUUUACAGAUAGCAAGGCGGUAUUGCUUUCUGUGAACCGAUGCCUUGGUUCUAAUAUUUCUUCCUUAUCCCCCGUGAACAUCUGCCUGAACUCAUUUAUUUAACUGUUUUACAAUGGUGGCUAAAGACGCUGACCCGUCUCCUGUAUACGAUGUUGUUUUUGUGGUGGAAAAGACGGCAAAUCUUGUGCCAUACUUCGACUUGCUUAUGAAGUCGUACGUUCAGCCAACGCUUGAAUACUUCAACAAUGGCCCACCUGAUCCUACAGAUUAUGGUCAUGAUUACAGCUGCACAUUGUACUGUGUGGUGACCUUUAAUGCAGGGGACAUUGCCCCAGAACCUGCAGCUACCUGUACUUCUCCAACUACCAGUAUCCAUGAGUUAAUCACCUACUUGCAGAGUCUUGAACUUGUUGGUGGUGCUGGACAAGGAAGCAGCCAUAUUGCCGAGGGACUCAGUACAGCUCUUCAGGUGUUUGAUAACAUCAAGACCAUACGAUACACAGGAGUCACCACUCAGCGGCACUGCAUCCUUGUGUGCAAUUCACCACCAUAUCACAUGGGAGCAGAAGAGAGCAAUGAUUACCGUGGCUUCAACAGUGAACAGCUUGCCAGUAUGUUGGGAAAGCGUGGAAUUCACUUCUCCAUUAUCUCUCCUCGAAAGAUUCCAGUGCUUCAGAAAAUGUUUGAUGCUGCAGGAGCUGGGCAGGGAACAUAUACAGCUCAUCCUCAGAAAGACUACACCACAGACCCUAGACAUAUGGUUUUGCUUCAUGGAUAUCAGUUGCAAGAGCAGUCUCAUAGUCAGAAAGGUGAGGAAGACAAGCAGAGUGAGGUCAAGCUGACUGGACACAGUGUGCACAGUCCUGCCUCCUCACUGGCACCUCCUGAUGCGCAGUUCAAAGUCCCGUCCACAGUUAUUUCCAGCCAGCCCUCCAUUCAUCAAAACACAGUCUCCCCAAGCAUGAUGCCUCCAAACAUUCAGGCACAGUUUAACCAGGUUAAUGCUUCUAUCAUACACCCUAGUCAACAUCCAUCCAAGCAGCCCCAAGGAAUUUCACCCCAGAUAUCGUCCUUGCUUGCCCAACAACAGCCACAGCAGGGAGUGCCACAACUUAGCGAAGCACAAGCAGCUGCAGUUCGUGCCAGCAUGAUGCCUAAAGGAGACAUUACAAACCAGCCAUACAUGACUCACCCGGGAGGCAUGUCUCAGUCACCCAUGAUGGGUAUGGGAGGCACUAUGGCCAUGUCCACCCAAGGAAUGAUGACUGCUCCUGUUGCACAGGUGGCUAUGAUCUCACCAGCUUCAGUGUUAGCACAACAGCAUUCACAACAGCAGCAGCAACAACAACAACUUCUACAGCAACAACAGCACCAGCAACAAAUGAGUGUGGGCACCUCUCUCCCCAUGUCUACCCAGCCCGUGGGGAUGUCCAUGAGUCAGCAGCCGUUUCAAACUAUGACCAAUAUGACCAUGCGACCUCCUGGUCCCCAGCAGGCUGUAAAUCCCAAUUUUCCUUCAGGAAUGGCAGUCAGUUCAGGUGCAAGCAGUGUUUCUGUGGUCAGUAAUGUUGGGCCUGGAGGGACUGUCGUGACCACAGAUGCAAGGCAGUCACUGCCUCCACCAAUGCGGGACCGCAAGAUAGUGUGGACAGGUGCCCUUGAAUACCAUGAAAAAACCAAGACAGCUCAGCAGCAAAGAAUAACAUGGCUUUUGACUUGUCGGAUAUCCAUUGCUACCAAUGAGCCAGACUUGUCGACAGUCAACUGGCCAGAGAAGCUGUCACUACAGCUUCUUCCUCAGAAUAUGCUCUCAGAACUUCAGGCUUUGUGUCGGAAUUCUCGCCAGGUUGCUUUUCAUUUCUCCAAUACUGAUCAGGAUGCCCUCAGAAAUCUCCACAAACUUAUGGGAACUGGAUUUGCUGGGUGCGUCCACUUUCCACCACAGUCAGCAUCGGAAACUCGCAUCAUCCUUCUUUUGUUCAGUGCCAAGAAACGAGCAUUCAUUGGUCUCAUUCCCAAUGAUCAGAGUGCAUUUGUGCAAGGAAUCAAAACAGUGCUGACCCAGCAUAAGCAGAGAGCACAGCCCAAGCUACUUAACCAGUUGCAUCUGGGUCUGGCACAGCCAGCUAUGUCCUCCCUGGGCCUUGUUCACAAGCAGAACAUGCCCCAAGGUCAGGGUGCUGUGGGUCUGGAUGCCAGUCCCCUUACUGGUGGCCAGGCAGCCAUGGUCACUGCCACAGCAGGUCCAACAGGUGUGGGGGGACCAGCACAGGCCAUGCUCAGCCCACAAGGACCUGGUGCUGCACCGAACAUGCAGCUGAUAGAUCGCAAUCUGCAAGCUGCCAAGCAGCGGGAGCUACAGUUUCAGCAACAAAAAACUCAGCAACAACAGCAGCAGCAAGUGGCUGCUGACCAAAAGAAUCUGACCAUGGCACGACAACAGCAGCAGCAACAACAACAGUUUAUUGAUCAUGACAUGCAUUACCCAGGCCAUCCAUAUAUGUAUCAUCAUGGUAUGUCAUUUACCUUAUUCUCAGCCCAGCAGCAGCAGCAGCUGCGUCAGCAGGGUUUGGCAGCUCAGCGCAUGCCUCUUCAGUCUGUACAGCAGCCCAAUGCACAGCUUCGUCACUUGUUAAUCAGUCAGCAGCAGCAGCAGCAACAACAAAUGCGUCAGCAGUUGCUUAUGCAGCAUGGGAGAGCACCUGUACCACAAACACAGCAAGGAGUCAUGGGACCUGGUAAUGCAGCACCUUUGCAGGCUAUGACAAUGGCACAGAUGAGUGGACAGGGAACCCAGAGUUAUGAUGAUUUUGCUUUUACAGACCUUGUGUAAUGUGAUUUUUGGGGUGGUGGUUCUGCAUGGCACACUAAAUGAACUGAUCUUUGAGUAGGGUGAAAAAAUGGAAGUGUUUUCCAUGUUAAACUGCUCGAGAGAGUGAAAUAAAUUGUGUAGCAGUGAAAUAAACUUGUGCAUUGGA